Messenger RNA from Helobdella robusta, 1491 nucleotides. RefSeq lists its product as hypothetical. The record is from RefSeq and is a predicted model, not a curated record. NCBI's taxonomy places the organism in Eukaryota, Metazoa, Annelida, Clitellata, Rhynchobdellida, Glossiphoniidae. Bases 1 to 1491 code for a protein of 496 amino acids. The transcript has 9 exons. Gene Ontology annotation, molecular function: calcium ion binding.
AUGAAUGGAAGGCAAGGUAGAGAGAAAAAGUUGAACACAUUUCAAAAAUUAAAAAGUUACACAGAGAUGAAGUUGAAAAAGCCAACGAAUGAGUGUAAAGAUAUGAUGAGAUGUGGUAACGGAGGAACAUGUUCACAAUUUUGGUCAUCUUACACCUGCCAAUGUUCACUUACUGGAUUUGUCGGAGAUUCAUGUUCACAAGUGGGCGUGGUUUACGAGUUCGGCCAAUCAGGUGGUUUGUUUACGUUCAAAUACCCCGACAGCGCUUGGCCAGACAGUCAAACUGACCAAUUAGCUUUCAGAUUUCUGGCCAGAAAGUCGAGCGGCGUGUUGGUGCGUGUCGUCAGUGGCACAUCCAACGACUUCAUCCAACUCCAACUCAGGAACGGAACGUUACAAGCCACGUACAACAUGGGGCUGAAUGAUCACGUGACUGAAGUGGGAGGAGUCAGGGUCGAUGAUGGUGCUGUCCACAGGGUCGUCUUUGUUAGGUGGGGCGGAAACUCUAGUCUGCGAUUGGACGAGAGAUCGCCCGUCUAUUACUACGCUAACGGGCCUCAACACACGACUUUCAACCACCAGAUGGGGGUCUUGAUUGGUGGAGAUGGUCGUGACGUCACAGCCAAUCAUUUCGUCGGCUUGAUGUCAGGUUUUCACUGGAAUGGUCUGAACAUGUUUGAGAUGGAGAACAUAAAGCUGGCCGGACACGUUAAAACGAGCCACGACAAACAAACAUUUCACAGUUUUUUCUCUGAUUAUACUAAAAUUGAAACUAACUCCCACGGUAACAACACUCCUUACAACUUAAUUAACAACAACAACAAUAACAACAACAAUAAUAAUAAUAAACUUGAAAUUUACGGAAAAAACCGCCUAGAUGACGAUGCAUUAACCGGCGAUGACAUUGACCAUGAUGACAUAAUAUUGGCCACAGCGGUCGUAACGGGCACAAUAAUAUUCAUCUGUCUGGUGACACUUGCCAUCUGUAAGAUGAAGUCAAGGAACCAGGGUUCGUACAAGGUCGACUCGAGGUCGCAGUAUCAAUACCAAAUAUGCCUCAACGACGUCACGUCCGUUGUAAAUAACAGCGUCAACAACAACAAUAAUAAUAGUAAUAAUAGUAAUAAUAAUAUGAACAAUAAUGUCGAUUUAGCUAGUGAGAGUAAUCGAUAUAUUAUUGACAACGACAGCGUUAAUAAUAGCAACGAUCGUAGUGUUAAUAAUCUAAAAAGUUCCACAUUGGUGAGAGGUGCCUGCGUGCAGUCGAACACGGACGCCAACAGUCUCGCUGGAAUCGGCACGGUCCUCUCCCUUAAAAAACUCAGCCUCAGUAGUUCAAGCGGCACUCCCAGUGGCUUAAAUGGUAGCAGUAAGUUGGGCGGCGGCGCGGCGAAAAAAUUUUCUAAGAGCAAAAAUGAGAAAUCGUACAUAACGAAGAGAUUGUCAUCCAGUGGCAGGUGUCAGAAGGAAGAUAGGGAAUGGUACGUCUGA